AUGGGCAACGCGGCCGGGGGGCUGGAGGGGGGCGCGGCCCCGCGGGAACCCCGCGACCACCGCCCGCAGCCCGGGCCCCCCCCCGGCACCGCCGCCCCGCCGCCCCCCCGGCAGCCCAUGCCCGCGGCCGCCGAGCUGGAGGAGCGCUUCGGCCGCGUCCUGAAUUCCAUGAACCUGCCCCCAGACAAGAUGAAGCUGCUUAACCAGUACGACAACGAGAAGAAGUGGGAGCUGAUCUGUGACCAGGAGCGUUUCCAGGUGAAGAACCCCCCGUCUGCCUACAUCCAAAAGCUGAAGAGCUACUUGGACACGGGUGGUGUCAGCAGGAAGUUCAAGAGGAGAGUGCAGGAGUCUACGCAGGUGCUCCGGGAGCUGGAGAUUUCCCUGAGGACCAACUACAUCGGCUGGGUCCAGGAGUUCCUCAACGAGGAGAACAAGGGGCUGGAUGUGCUGCUGGAGUACCUCGCCUUUGCCCAGUGCUCUGUCGCGUAUGACAUGGAGAGCACAGAGAACAGUCCCGGCUCUGACAAGGGCAAGGAGCGGUCGCUGGAGGACCUGAACAAAAGCACCUCCUCGUCCCCCACCCAGGGCUCCUCCAAACCGCGGCCCCUCACUGUAAGGCUGAACCCCUCGCACAGCAGGAAGACGCUGCGCAACUCGCGGCUCGUCAGCCAGAAGGACGAUGUCCAUGUGUGCAUCAUGUGCCUCCGAGCCAUCAUGAACUACCAGUCUGGCUUCAGCCUGGUGAUGAACCACCCAGCCUGUGUCAACGAGAUCACCCUGAGCCUCAACAACAAGAACGCCAGGACCAAGGCUCUGGUGCUGGAGCUGCUGGCCGCUGUCUGCCUGGUCCGAGGUGGCCACGACAUCAUCCUGGCUGCCUUUGACAACUUCAAGGAGGUCUGCGGGGAGAAGAACCGCUUCGAGAAGCUGAUGGAGUAUUUCCGAAAUGAGGACACCAACAUUGACUUCAUGGUGGCCUGCAUGCAGUUCAUCAACAUCGUGGUGCACUCGGUGGAGAACAUGAACUUCCGCGUGUUCCUGCAGUACGAGUUCACCCACCUGGGGCUGGACCAGUACCUGGAGACUCUGCGCCUCACUGAGAGCGACAAGCUGCAGGUGCAGAUCCAAGCCUACCUGGACAACGUCUUCGAUGUGGGGGCCAUGCUGGAGGACUCGGAGACCAAGACGGCGGUGCUGGAGCACAUGGAGGAGCUGCAGGAGCACGUCAGCCAGUUGACGGAGAAGCUGCAGGAUGCGGAGAACGACUCCAUGGCCAAGAUAGCGGAGCUGGAGAAGCAGCUGAGCCAGGCGCGGCGGGAGCUGGAGGCGCUGCGGGAGCAGCUGAGCCCCCCGCGGCCGCCCAGCCCACCGUCCCCGCAGCCCCAGGAGUGUUACCGGCUGGCGCUGGAGCGGCGGCUGGCGGAGCUCGAGGAGAAGGGGCUGGUGCAGAUCCUGCGUGGGCCCGACGGAGACGUCGCCAUCGAAAUUGUCCCCGUUGUCAUAGAAACCCCCGCAGCCCCCGUGGUUUCUGGAGAGGCCACUGCCACCACCGACACCACCCGCACAGAUGCUCCGGCUCUGGCUCCAGCCCCACCUCCCCCACCAGCACCUGCUGCCCCCCCGCCCCCACCCCGUGCUGCCCCACCCCCGGCUCCCCCACUCCCGGGGGCCCCAGCGCCACCACCCCCCCCACCGCUCCCGGGGGGGCCGGAGGGCCCCGUGCCCCUCCCUCCACCACCCCCACCCCUCGGUGGGGAGCCCCCAGCCGGGCCGGGUGUCCCCCCCACUGCCAACAGUUCAGUGAAGGUGAAGAAGCCGAUCCAGACCAAGUUCCGCAUGCCCGUCUUUAACUGGGUGGCCCUGAAGCCGAGCCAGAUCGACGGCACCGUCUUCACCGAGCUCAACGAUGAGAAGGUGCUGCAGGAGCUGGACAUGAGUGACUUUGAGGAGCAGUUUAAGACCAAGGCACAGGGCCCUGCCCUGGACAUCAGUGUCCUCAAGAGCAAGGCCACGCAGAAGGCCCCCAGCAAGGUGACCCUCAUGGAGUCCAACCGCGCCAAGAACUUGGCCAUCACCCUGCGCAAGGGCGGCCGCAGUGUCCAGGACAUCUGCACGGCCAUCGAGACGUAUGACCAGCAGGCCCUGAGUCUCGACUUCCUGGAGCUGCUGCUGCGCUUCCUGCCCACCGAGUACGAGCGGAACCUGAUCGGGAAGUUCGAGCGGGACCAGCAGCCGCCAGAGGAGCUCUCGGACGAGGACCAGUUCAUGAUCUGCUUCAGCAAGAUCCCGCGCCUGGCCGAGCGCAUGAACGUCAUGAUCUUCCUGGGCAGCUUCGGUGACACGGCCCAGCUGCUGAUGCCGCAACUCAACGCCAUCAUCGCCGCCUCCAUGUCCCUCAAGUCCUCCAGCAAACUGCGCCACAUCCUCGAGAUUGUCCUGGCCUUUGGGAACUACAUGAACAGCAGCAAGCGUGGAGCUGCCUACGGGUUCCGGCUGCAGAGCCUUGAUGCGCUCCUGGAGAUGAAGUCGACAGACCGCAAGCAGACCUUGCUGCACUACCUGGUGCGGGUGAUCAUGGAGAAGUACCCGGAGCUCACUGGCUUCCACACCGAGCUGCACUUCCUUGACAAGGCAGGCACAGUGUCCCUGGAUGGUGUCCUGCAAGAUGUGCGGAGCCUGCAGCAGGGCAUGGAGCUGACCCGCAGGGAGUUCAUGAGACAGGAUGACAGCCCUGUGCUCAAGGACUUCCUCAAGGUCAAUUCAGAGGUGAUGGAGAAGCUGCAGGCUGACAGCAAAACCGCCAAGGAGGCGUAUGAGUCAGCUGUGGAGUAUUUCGGGGAGAACCCCAAGACCAGUCCCCCCACCACCUUCUUCCCCAUGUUCAUGCGUUUCAUCAGAGCCUACAAGAAAGCAGAGCAGGACAUUGAGCUGUGGAAGAAACAAGAGGCCGCAGCCAAAGAGGCAGGAGCCGUCUCCCCUGGCAGUGAGCAGCAGCCCGAGCUGCCUAUCCAGAAGGCCAGGAGGCAGCAGAUGGACAUGAUUGCUGAGCUGAAGAGGAAGCAGAUGGUGAAGGAGCCACUCAUCUACGAAGGCAAAGACGGGGCCAUUGAGGAUAUAAUUUCAGAUCUGCGGAACAACCCGUACCGCCGGGGGGACAAGGCCCGCGGCAGCGCCAAGAAACGGGCGGCGGGGCAGAGCCUGCAGGCGACGCCGGACAUCGCGCUGUGACCGGCGCCGUCCCUGCAGCUCCAGGAGCGGGCCAGGACCAUCCUCCCGACGCAGAUGGGCCCGCAGGAUGUCAGUCCCUCAGCCCGGGGCUCGGCGGGGUGGAGGGACCGUGCCCGCUCCGAGCUGCUCCAGCCGCUUGAUGCGCCAGCUCCGCCUUGCCCGGGCCUGGCACAGGCACCCCCGGCGCUUGCUUGGCCGUGUCCCUGAGCUCCUCUCCCGGGCUGCCAGGGCUGGGGGGCCCCUCCUGGCUACGGUCAGGGAGGGGGAAGCACAGAAAGCGCCCCUGCUUGUCCUGGAAGGAAAAGCGGGGCUGUCCCAUCCCUACCCCGGCGCCGCGGGGUCAGCCCUGCGCACCGGCGUGUCCCACCCGCAGCGUGCCGGUGCCUUGGAUUGCGGGAGGGGAGGGAAGGGAGGGGGUGCCAGCCAGGCACACAGCGCUCCCCCACAUCUCCCCCUCCUCCCCCGGCCCCGCAGAGCCCUCCCAGACCCGCGUUCUCCUGCGCUGCAGAGCCAGCGAGGAGCUGCUGCAAAGCUCCCACCCGGGCACCUCCCGGACCCAGGGGCUGGCAGCGGUGCUAUUUUACAUGAUUUUAUAAGUCUUCCUUCAAAUUUCUCUGCGCUGCGGCAGCGGGGAUUGGAACACCCCCACGCAGGGUGUCCUCAAGGCUGUGGCGAGCAGCGCUGGGCUGUUCCUCGCCGCAGGGGAGGCUCCGAAGCUGCGGCAAUCGGCAGCAGGGACAAGUUUCGGCGAGGUGGAGGCACCUCCGCCCUCCUUCAUCCCCAGCAUCCACCUUCAGUGUCGGGGCUGGAGCCCCUGGGAUAUCCCGGGACUGUCAGCUCCCCGUUCUGUGGGGUGGGACACGCAGGAGGUGCCGGCAGCCCCCAGCCCCAGCCCCGCAGCAACCGCGACCCCAAAGGCUGCGGGGUCCCUGCUGCCACCGGGCUGGAGAGGCCCGGGAGCCGCACGAACCUCUCGGUACCGCACCGGACCCGAGCCUGUCGCUCCCUCCCCUGCCCCGCUGCUGCUGAGAAACCCCGACCCCGCAAUGCCGCAAUUAAACCUCUCUGUACGAUUUCUUCAUCAAACGGGCCCCGCUCGUCCCCAUGCGAGGACGCUCCUCCCUCCUCCCGUCCCUCCUGCCGUCCUUCCUCGCUCGUCCCAGCUUCAGCCAGAGCAGCCGCUGCUUCCUGCUGUAUUUAAGCUGCUUCAGCGCCGGCUCCGUGUCCGGGGAGGGAUGGGAAAUGAAUGUGUAACUUAUAAAUGCCUUUAAGCCAGAAAUGUAAACCAUUAACUGCUCAUUUGUAUACAUUAUUUUUAUAUACUGAAGGCCUGUUUAAUCUAAAGCAAAACUGAUAAUAAAAUGUCUCAGAGGAUAAA
Pseudopodoces humilis (Tibetan ground-tit) is the source of this 4609-nucleotide messenger RNA. The record is from RefSeq and is a predicted model, not a curated record. Lineage: Eukaryota; Metazoa; Chordata; Aves; Passeriformes; Paridae.